AUGGCGGCGCUGACGACGCGCCUGCGGUGCGGUCUAAGCAACGCACUCAGAGCAUGUCGCAGCAGUCAGACGACUCGCAGACGGCUGCAGAUUGUUCACAAGCGCAACUUCACUUGCGAUUGUGGUACCACGCGCUUCCCUUCGUCGGCCCCGUGCAACUUGCGCAUCAACCCCGAGACUGGCACCAAGGGCGGUGUGCACUCUGAGGAGCCCGAUGCGAAUAACAAGUACAACAUCAACUUUCGCAACCUUUUCUGUGGUUGCCAGGUUUACUAUGACCCCUUCAAGCAGAAGGGCACCAUGUUCCAGUGCCUUGGCCUGGGCACACACGAGACAGGUGGUUGCGGCGAGGACUGGUAUCACCCUGGGUGUCUUGCCGGUCUUGGACCCGAGUGGUAUAAGGACCUGCCAAAGGAUGAGACCAAGACCAAAGUCAAGACAGAUGAUCAAAAUGGCUUGCCUACCAUCGUAGAAGAUGCUGGGGCCGAACAGCAGAAUGGCGACGUUGUGGCGGAAGCAGAACAAGGCGAUGAAGCAGCUCCCGAAGAAGGGGAGGAAGAAGAUGACCCUCCUAUGCCGCCCGGCUUCCCCGACGAGGACGAAUUCGAAGGCUUCAUCUGCUAUAAGUGCCUAGACGCCUACCCCUGGCUCAAGCGCUACGCCGGCGCUCCGGGUUUCCUCGCUCCUGUGUACUACAAGCCGCCCAGCGAAGCUUCAACCAACUCUCCCGAAGUGGCCGACAUCAAGCGAGAAGAAUUACCCGCUGCCCCCCUUAGCAACGGCAACUCCUCCUCCAAGAAACGCAAAUCCUCAGACGAUCCCUCCGCCGACGACGCAUCUGACUCCCAAGUCAUGAAGCGCCCCCGAAGCGAAGCCUCCCCCCUCCCAACCCCCACUGAUUCUCAACCUACGCAAGACCCCUCUAAAGCCACCUGCAAACUCUCUUCCCUCCCUCCAGCCCCUCCCGGCCGCUUCUCCCUCUUCUUCAAAUCCGACUUCCGCGCCCACCUCUGCCAUUGCCCCCAAUGCUUCCCCCUCCUCACCCCUCACCCACACCUCCUCGAAGAAGAAGAAACCUACGAACCCCCCCUCUCCUCCGACGGCGGCGACCCGACCAAUCCCCAAGGCGGUACCUCCUCGGGCGGAUCACUCUACGACCGGGGCGAAUCCGCCCUCCGCACAAUCGACCGCGUGCGUGCUAUUGAGGGCGUCAUGGCGUACCAGCAUUUGAAGGACAAGCUAAUGCCGUUUUUCGAAGAGUUUGCGCGCAGUGGGAAGGUGGUGAGCGCGGAGGAUGUGAAGGCCUAUUUUGCUAAGUUGAGGGGCGAUGAGGAGAAGGAGAGGAUGGCGAGGGUAGGGGCAGAGAGGAGUCGAGAUGGUCAGGGGGAAGGGGAUAAUCAGAGGGAGCAGAGUGGGUACUAG
This is a messenger RNA of Thermochaetoides thermophila DSM 1495, 1422 nucleotides long. RefSeq lists its product as uncharacterized. The coding region runs from base 1 to 1422 and encodes 473 amino acids. NCBI's taxonomy places the organism in Eukaryota, Fungi, Ascomycota, Sordariomycetes, Sordariales, Chaetomiaceae. Gene Ontology annotation, cellular component: cytoplasm. The record is from RefSeq and is a predicted model, not a curated record. The transcript is spliced from 2 exons. Gene Ontology annotation, molecular function: zinc ion binding; ubiquitin protein ligase activity.